Molecule: messenger RNA, 3267 nt
Organism: Lodderomyces oxycetoniae
Lineage: Eukaryota; Fungi; Ascomycota; Pichiomycetes; Serinales; Debaryomycetaceae
Gene: VPS41
Product: Vps41p
Exons: 1
Coding region: 1-3267 (1088 amino acids)
Biological process (GO): vesicle-mediated transport; protein targeting to vacuole; macroautophagy
Cellular component (GO): late endosome; HOPS complex
Molecular function (GO): protein binding
Source: RefSeq, a predicted model, not a curated record
AUGAGUGAGGAAAACCUGGAAUUUUUCGUUGAUAAGCAAAGGAGCGGAUAUGAGCCAGAGGUAGAGUUGCUGCUGCUGCACGAUGAAGAGGAAGCAGAAUUGAGUAAUCGAACUGGUGAGGAUUGGAAUGACAAUGAUAAUAAUAGUGGAUCCAAAAACAAUAAAAGUCCAAAGCUUAACCGAGGUCAGGAAUUGGACACCAGUGAGUUAGGUUUAGAAAUCACCAAAAAUGAGCAGGUUCAUCGAGAAACAAUCUUGCAAGGAACUAAUAAUGAUGACGACGAUGAUAAUGACGACGAUGAUAAUGACGACGAUGAUAAUGACGACGAUGAUGACGAUGACGAUGACGAUAUUGUUUCCACCUCUUCCUCAGACAGUUUGACUUCGUCGGAAGACGAAACGGAACCACCAAGACUCAAAUACUCGAGAAUAACCAAACUCCCGUCAAAUUUUUUUCACAAGGACCCUAUUUCAACAUCAUUGUUUCUGGAAAACUACUUUAUAUUUGCUACACAUUCAGGUAUGAUAUAUAUUUGUAAGCCUGACUUUGAGCCUAUCCGUACUUUAAAAGCUCACCGUGCUUCAGUUUUAAGCCUAUACACUGAUGGGAAAUUUUUCGCACUGGCUUCAAUGGAUGGUACAGUGCUCAUUGGAUCCAUAACUGAUGUAGAUGAUAUAAUAGCUUAUGAUUUCCAUCGUCCUGUUCACUGCAUUAUAUUAUUGGAAAACUAUGCUAGUAAACGAUCAUUCAUUACUGGUGGUAUGAGUGGAGAGAUUAUAUUCCUGACCAAAGGCUGGCUAGGGAAAAAGACUGAUUAUAUAUAUGCCAAGGGCACUGAAAGCAGUGGCCCCAUAGUUGGAUUGUACAACAUUGGCGACGACUUGAUAAUUUGGAUGAACGAUGAAGGUAUCCAUAUUUUCCAGUUGAGUAAUCGAAAAUUGAUCAAAAUUCUUGAAAAACCAAAGGAUUCUCCAAGGAGCGAUUUGUACUGGCCAAAGUUAAUAGUGGAAGAUCCUGAUAGAGUGGUUAUUGUAUGGAGUAAUUAUAUUUGGAGCUUGAGAGUCUCCAUAAGGCAAAAGGAUGAAAAAGAAGGUGAAUCUUUAUCAUCAUCAUCGGCAGCGGGAGCGGUACAGCCCCUUCCUCCGCUACAACAACAACAACAACAAUCUUCAGCAAUGAGUCGUAUUUUACCAUCAACAGCUUCUAUUUCCUUCCGCUCAGUUCAAGAAAAGAAAAUUGAGAUUGAACACAUAUUCAAACUAGAGGAUCUAAUUUGUGGCAUAGCAAGUUUUAAAGAUGAUUUAUGGAUGAUAUUAACUUAUAUACCACCAACACCUACUCAAGGCAAGCCACUAUAUCAUAACCCCGAGAUUAAACUAAUUAAUUCAAUGACAGGGGAAGUUGAAUUUGAACAAGAAUUAGGGUUGAGAGAUGUAGCCAAUCUUGGAUUAAAUGAUUUUAAAUUAGGGUUUCAUAAUGAAACGGUAGCCAAGUAUUAUAUAAUUAGUGCUAAAGACGGUGUAAUUGCUGAAGAAUAUCAAUUGGAUGACAGGCUACAAUGGUAUUUGGAUAAGGAAAAUUACUUUAAGGCUUGGGAAUUGGGACAACAUUUGGUAUCACCAGAAAAAUGUCUAAGUUAUGGUGUGCAGUAUGUUGAUUUGUUAAUUAAAGAUAAUGAAUGGAUGAAAGCAGGUGAUUUUUUAAUUGAUCUAUUGCCCUUUAGGGAGAGUUACAGAGAAGAUGGUUUAAGUAUGGGGAGUGAUAAAGAAGGGGAAGAAGCGGAAGAUAUAGUGAAGGAGAAGAACAAGGAAAAGGAUCAGCAGCAGCAGCAGCAGGAGGAGGAGGAGGAGGAGGGAAAAGAAAACGACGAUGAAAAUGAAAAUGCAAAGGGUGGAAAAGAGUGGAUUAAUCAGUGGGAAAGUUGGGCGUAUAUUUUCAUUGAUAGUGGACAUAUCAAGGAGUUGACUAAAGUUAUCCCUCAAUCUCAACUACUUUCUACAGAAAUAUUUACUAAGAUAUUAAUGUAUUGGACUAAUACUGAUUUAAAGAAAACUUGUGCAUUGAUAAACGAAUGGGAUUUACAACUUUAUGACUUGGAAUUUAUUCAAGCUAAACUUGAAAGUAGAGCAUCUCAAUAUCAUGAUGGCCAUGGCGAUGGUAGCAAUGAUGAUGAUGAUGAUGAUGAUGCUGUUGUUGUUGUUGAUCGAGAUUUGGAAGAGUGUUUAGUUUCGCUUUAUGAGAAAUCGAUGCAGUACUAUAAAGCAAUACCGCAUUUAGUCAAUUUGAAAGAUAAACAUAUCGUUUCAUACUUGGAUAAGAACCAUAUAUUAUCCAAGUUCAUUUCCCAAUUGCCCAAAUAUAUUGAACUAGCUUUGGGUGAUAAAACUGAUAUUAAAAAUCUAUACAUACUCCCAAUUAACAACCAAUCAAGACCAGAAGCUCUUGAUGAACAAGAAGCUAUCAUUCAACAACUACAACCCAAACUCACACCAAUUGUAAAUGUUUUAAUCAACCAUAGAUUAGAGAUCUCACCUCAUGAAAUUGUUUCAUUAUUUAAAGAGUCCAAAUUACCAAUAAUGAAUUAUCUUUAUUUGGCAAAGCUCAAAACUGUAGAUGAAUUACAAAUCCAGGAUUUUGGUAACGAAAUGGUUGAAUUGUAUGCCAAUUUCAAUAGAAGUUUAUUGUUCCCCUAUCUUAGCCAUAAUGAAAACUAUAAUGUCGAUGAAGCAAUUGAAGUUUGUCAAUCAAAAGAAUUGUAUUCAGAAUUAAUCUAUCUUUUAGGAAAAAUUGGUGAGAAUAAAAAAGCAAUCAAUCUAGUUAUUCACAAACUCAAUGAUGCCAAAUUAGUUAUUGAAUUUGCCCUGAGAUUAAAGGACCAGGAUACAUGGAAUAUGGUUUUGUUGGAAUCAAUGAGUCGACCACAUUUUAUUAAACAGUUGAUUACCCAAUGUGAUGCAGAUGAAUCACUAGGGCAAUUUUAUAACCCAAUUACUAUCCUUUCGAAAAUGGAUAAACUUGAGACUAGUGAUGAUGAGAGUCUCAUGAGAUUGUUGAAAAAUUCCAUAGUUGAAUUUGAUUCAAGAAAUCAGUUGAAUAAAUUGAUAAAUCAAAUUUUGUUGAAUAUGAUUUUGAAGCAAAGCUGUGGGAUUGCACAUUUUUUAAAGAGUUCAUUGUUGAAAGGGAUUGAGGUUGAGUUUGAGGAGGAAGCACUUGAUAGGAAAGAAUGGGAUGAAAUUAUUCAAAAAUAUGAACCAAUUGUGUUGUGA